This is a messenger RNA of Elaeis guineensis (African oil palm), 525 nucleotides long. The record is from RefSeq and is a predicted model, not a curated record. Lineage: Eukaryota; Viridiplantae; Streptophyta; Magnoliopsida; Arecales; Arecaceae.
AUGGCUGGUUCAGACUCCGAUGUGCAUCCGGGGCCGACUGAUCCUAUCGCGUUGUAUCUCCAGACCCGACACCGUAGUGACUCUAUUUAUUCUGGGGAGGACAUGGGGCCCUUAUGCUACAGACAUAGAGGCUCCACCGCGAUGCGUGUCUGGCAGCCAUAUGAGAAGAUUGUAGAGUAUCUUCAUGUGGCUGAUUUCUAUGAAACUUUUAGAGUUUGUGACAUGCAGCUUGAUUGGGCCCUCAUCACAGCCAUGGUAGAGCAAUGGUGUCAGAAGACUCACAAUUUCUACCUCCGCAUCUGGAAGGUGACGAUCAUAUUGCAGGACGUUGCUGUUCUCCUUGGAUUAUGGGUGCAUGGGCUUGCCAUCGUCGGUACUGCACAGAUCAUUUGGUCGAACCUCUGCGAGGAGUUGUUUGGGAUUACACCACUAGAGGCGAUAUUAUCAGGAUCUUCACUGAGAUUUCACUGGCUUCGUGACACAUUCCACCAUUUAUCGGAUGAUGCAGAUGACGAGACUGUGUAG